CACUAGACAGAUGAUUGUCAUUGUCAUGUUUUGAAAAGUAUUCACACCUCAUCUUCUCGUCGUGUUAUUUAAAUAAACAAAUUAGAUUUUAGGCUACAGUUUACAAACAAUAAUUAUCAAAAUGAAUUUUGGCGGCACGUUGAGAAUAAACAAAUUUGCGUGUUUCACUUUAGGUUUUAUAUUAUUUUUAAUAAUAUAUUGGAAAGCUGGAAGCUCUAGUGCUCCUAUGGAAAAGAGUGAUCUAAUUAACUUGAAAAGCUUGUUAAAAGCGGCUAUCCAAGCCUCAGAGUUUGGCGGACAGAAGGUUAUGGAUGGAAAGAAUCACGCUUUAAAUAUAAAAAGCAAAGGUAAAACUAAGGAGGGUGCAAAUGAUCCAGUCACGGAUGCGGAUUAUGCAUCGCAUUGCGCAAUGUACUAUGGGCUCAAAAACACGUUUCCAAAAUUGAAUGUGAUUUCUGAAGAGCAUUCGAAGAGCGAUCCAAGUUGCGAAAGUCAACCUCCCAUUGAUGUGGACAAAGUUGUGGAUGGAAAUAUAAUAGUGGACUACAUGAAUGAUGAGCUUGUGUAUGUUAAAGAUGUCACAGUUUGGAUCGACCCGCUGGACGCGACACAGGAGUACACAGAGGGACUGUACCAAUAUGUGACAACAAUGGUCUGUGUGGCCAUCCGAGGAGUGCCUAUAAUAGGAGUCAUUCACUACCCAUUCCUGCCAAAGACCUACUGGGGCUGGUACACCAAGAAACCUUCAGCUAACAUACCUGGUGUGCCCUAUAAAAGCGAGAACAAAGAACACCCCAGAGUAGUGGUAUCUCGCUCUCACCCCGGCAAAGUGCAGCAGAUAGCAAAGGAGGCCUUUGGACCCAACACAGAGGUAUUAACAGCGGCGGGAGCCGGCUACAAAGUCAUGGGCGUAGUCAACGGCACCUACGACCUGUACCUCCACGCAACGAACAUCAAGAAAUGGGACUUAUGCGCAGGAGACGCUAUCAUUAAGACAGUACACGGCAAAAUGACAACAACUAAAGGAGAAUCCAUCGAUUACUCUCUCGACAGUGACGUGAAAGUCACUGGCGGCGUCUUGGUCACCCGGUACGACCACGACUAUUACCUAAAUAAGUUACCACCGACGAUCACAGGACUGCAUUAGACUGAGUGAUGUGUUUUGACUGAAAGUACUGAAACUUAACAUUUGUAUGCUUCACCAAAUGUGUGAAGUCAAUUUUGUUAUCUCCUAGAUUUACUUAGCACAGUGUGAAACUGUUGUCAAAGAUAGUAUUAAUUUAUGAUGAUAUGAUGUCUCGUUGUAGUGUUUCUGAUUUAUUUAUUAUAUUUAUUAGAAAUCAAUUGUAUAUUCAACUAGUUUUUACCCGCGGCUUCGCCCGGGUCGAGGUCAGUUAUAUCGCGUUUCCAUGAGAACUCUUCAAAAGUCCGGGAUAAAA
Trichoplusia ni (cabbage looper) is the source of this 1439-nucleotide messenger RNA. Its product is annotated as putative inositol monophosphatase 3. Gene Ontology annotation, molecular function: 3'-nucleotidase activity. Bases 122 to 1147 code for a protein of 341 amino acids. Gene Ontology annotation, cellular component: endomembrane system. The record is from RefSeq and is a predicted model, not a curated record. NCBI's taxonomy places the organism in Eukaryota, Metazoa, Arthropoda, Insecta, Lepidoptera, Noctuidae. The transcript is spliced from 3 exons. Gene Ontology annotation, biological process: phosphatidylinositol phosphate biosynthetic process.